GAUGCAAAGGAGGAAGCAUGGUAAAGGCAGCAUCUUUCCAGGAUCCAUGGGCUCUUUGAGACAUGAUCAGAGGGAGGCCAGAUGAUCUGCACAACGCACAUGCCACUGUUUCUCGUCCACAAAGGCAGCAUCGGAGGGUUCUCCCCAGCCCUGCACCCCCCAGCUUGCCCGAUCGUUUCCGGAUGUUUCGCAGCUGUGAGUGGGAGGUCCUGGAGCGAUCCCUCAAUAUCCUCCAGGCCAGCGACUUCUACUGGGGCCCCUUGUCUGUGGGGGAGGCUCAUGCCAAGCUCCAGCGGGAGCCCGUCGGCACUUACCUGGUGCGGGACAGCUCGCAGGGGAACUGCUUGUUCAGCCUGAGCGUGCGGAUGCCAACGGGGCCCGUCAGCCUCCGAAUCUCUUUCCAGGAGGGCUAUUUCCGCCUGAAGAACUGGUUUUCAGAUUGCGUGGUCCGGCUGCUGGAGCUGGUGGUGGCAGGGACCCGGAACAACCCCUUGCACUUUGAUGAGAUGGGGGGAACCCCCCUGGUCUUCUCCGAGCCUCUGUGCCGGAGCCGCCGGGCAGUGCCCACGCUGCGAGAACUGUGCUGCCGGAGCUUGCCCGCUGGUGCUGCGAUGGGGGAUGGAGCAGGGCCGGGGGGUUCCUCAGGGACGUGCCUGAGGGAGGAGGUGGUCUCAUCCCCGGGUGGAAGGGGAGGGGUGGAGGUGAGUGUCAUCCCCAGCCCCUCUCUGUCCUGGGCUGGGAGAUGA
Messenger RNA from Phaethon lepturus (White-tailed tropicbird), 746 nucleotides. Its product is annotated as suppressor of cytokine signaling 1-like. The transcript has a single exon. Bases 63 to 746 code for a protein of 227 amino acids. Gene Ontology annotation, biological process: phosphatidylinositol phosphate biosynthetic process. Gene Ontology annotation, molecular function: 1-phosphatidylinositol-3-kinase regulator activity. Gene Ontology annotation, cellular component: phosphatidylinositol 3-kinase complex. NCBI's taxonomy places the organism in Eukaryota, Metazoa, Chordata, Aves, Phaethontiformes, Phaethontidae. The record is from RefSeq and is a predicted model, not a curated record.